AUGGUCGUCAGCUUCACUAUCUUCAUCGUCACUCUCUUCGUCGCUGUGUUUCUAUAUUUCCGGAAAAAACACAAGUACUGGAGUGACAGAGGGAUAAAUGGUCCGCAGGGAUUGCCAUUGCUUGGGAGCUUCUAUGAUGUGUCCGAUGCCAACAAACCGCGUUGUUUUGUUUUGAAUGAAUGGACCAAGCUCUACGGAGAGACUUUCGGGUACUAUGAAGGAACUGUUCCUGUCCUCGUUACAAGCAAUUUGGAAAUUCUGCACGAAGUGUUCAUUCAAAAGUUCGACUACUUCUACGCCAGAAAGCUGACUAACAUGCUCCACGGCGACAUGGAGAGUCUCCAAGAGGAGCCUCGCGUCAAUCUCUUCACAGCUAGAGGUCCUCGCUGGCAAAAGUUGCGUGCUCUGACCACACCCGGAUUCAGCGUCGCUUCAUUGAAAAGACUCCACGGAAAAAUCGAGGAAAGCGUUCUUCGAAUGGUGGAACUUCUCGGAGAGCACGAGAAUGAUGGACCUUUCAAUAUCCACUGCUUCUUCCAAGAAUUCACCUACGAUGUCAUCUCCAGACUAGCUAUGGGACAACAAGGAGUCAAACAGUUUGAGAAUGAUGGAAUCGAUGUCGUAAAAAAGAUUCUUCUGAAAACUCAUAGAGUGCUCCCUUGGUACUUGGCUUCAAUCUUCCCUCAAUUCGAGUUCAAAGUGAAACAGUUGUUUUACAACCACGAGAAUGUUCGGGGUGGGAAAAUAGCGGAGCUAUUUAUGUAUUGCGCCAAGUCGGUGAUGGAACGAAUGAAGCAGAGAGAAAAGCAAGCUGCUCAAGGGGAAGAAAUUCAGCAGAAUGACUUUAUUGAUCUGUUCCUGGAUCACUACUCGGAAAUUGAGCAAAGCUACAACGAAAGCGGAAAGACAAUCAAGCAAGCGUGUGCUUGCUCGCGUGAAUGCGUGAAGCAGACUACACUCGGACCUCACCUCAUCGAUGAAGGUGUCCGAAUUGAAGCAGAUGUCAAAGCCAUCCAUUAUUCCAAAGAGAUUUGGGGAGAUGGUACAGAACUAUUUGUUCCCGAAAGGUGGUUUGAUGAGCAACGUCAUCCACUUGCAUCUCUUGCGUUUGGUGCCGGCAAGCGAAAAUGUGUGGGAAUGAGACUUGGGAUGUCGGAAGCAAAGAUGGCAUUGGCACACGUGCUCCGUAAAUGGUCAAUCGUCGCGGGACCCGAAACAGAGGAUCAACUACACUUUCAAGGGUGUACCACUACGUCUCCAGAAAAGGUCACCGUGCACUUGAAGGCCAGAUUCUAA
Molecule: messenger RNA, 1296 nt
Organism: Caenorhabditis briggsae
Lineage: Eukaryota; Metazoa; Nematoda; Chromadorea; Rhabditida; Rhabditidae
Exons: 9
Coding region: 1-1296 (431 amino acids)
Molecular function (GO): heme binding; monooxygenase activity; oxidoreductase activity, acting on paired donors, with incorporation or reduction of molecular oxygen
Source: RefSeq, a predicted model, not a curated record